AUGUCCAACAAGGAAGCCAAUGCCGAGGCGGCGGCAGCGCACCUGGCCCUCAUAGAACAGCUCGACAACCACUCAGUGCACAAGUCCUUCCGUAACCCGUCUUGGAAGCCCAAUCAGCGCCGGAACAAGAACAUCAAGACGAUUCUCGGCGAUGCCUCUCGAAAGGAAGCCUCCCUCAACGCCACCCCACAUGAUCAUAGCGGCGCGGCCACGCCUGGCGCCGACGAUGGCCUUUCCACCAGCGGCCAGUCAACACCAGCCGCGAACGGUGCCAGCUUGCAGCCAAACCUCGCUCAGGCUUCGAGGAGUCUGAGCAAGCUGGUGCUCGAGAAGAAUCUUAGAUCGGCCGCUUCAGGACAGCCGGGACCCUCCGCGCCGAGUGCUACUUACACCAAUAUCGAGAGCGCCCCGAGCAUGGCUCCUAUGAAGCGCUACUGUGAUAUCACGGGGCUACCAGCGCCGUACAACGACCCAAAGACAAGGUUGAGGUAUCACAACAAGGAAGUAUUUGGCAUCAUUCGCGGCCUCCCAUCGGGAGUUGCCGAGCAGUUCUUGGAGGCGAGAGGAGCUCACACGGUGCUCAAGUGA
This is a messenger RNA of Pyricularia grisea, 588 nucleotides long. RefSeq lists its product as uncharacterized. The record is from RefSeq and is a predicted model, not a curated record. NCBI's taxonomy places the organism in Eukaryota, Fungi, Ascomycota, Sordariomycetes, Magnaporthales, Pyriculariaceae. Gene Ontology annotation, cellular component: Ino80 complex. Bases 1 to 588 code for a protein of 195 amino acids. The transcript has a single exon. Gene Ontology annotation, biological process: chromatin remodeling.